AUGGCGCCGCAGCAGAACACCUUCGCCGUCAUUCCAGACGCCCCCGGGCGCGUCGGUGGCCCUGCGAACCGGCCGCCGAUGACGUCGAAGCAGGCCCAGAAACUAUACAAGCAGGCAAACAAGGAACCGAAACGAUCCAAGGCCGAGCAACGGAAGUGGGAGAAGGAAAAACAAGAGGAGAUUCGCAAGGAGCUGGAAAAGGAACGUGCCGCCGUCAAGGCCAAGGCAGCGAGAGAUCGAAAAAAGGCCAAGGAAGAGGAGGCCCGAGAGAACAGGCGAAGGGCCGGGCAGCCUUUAUUCGAUUGUCGACCAAGUCAAGACACGAUUGCGCGUUUCGUACGAGGGAACGGUACACACAAGAAGAGAGAUUCGUCUGGGGAACCUAUACCAAAACCCGAGAUUACACCUGCUAUAUUGGCCGAUAUCAAGCCGAACACCUUGGCGUCAACCGCAGCUUCCAAACCUCCCCUUCCAACUGAGUCAACAGAAGAGCGGAAACCCUCAAUUAACUCCAUGGCACCACCACCUUGUCCUUCACAGAUACCAAAGUCGGCCAUGCCACCUCCUCAGGGCACGUCUACAUGUGAAAGACCACCUGCGGCUGAGAGUGUGGCACCAAAGCCAAUUGACAAAGACGCUCUAUCACGACAGCCACCAACCUUACCUCCCACCCUCAAGCCGCUAUUCUCGGUGCCAGAAAAGACUCCAGCAGUAACGACUCCCGUGAGACCUCCUUCACGACCUGCUGCAAAGUCCAAACCAAGGCCCUUCAUGAUGCCCAAAGCGACAUUACCAACCCAUCAGCCACCUCGGCACAAGAUCUUCAAGCAAAACCCCUCUAUCCAGCCUUCUGUUCGUAUCAAAACAGAGGUCCCGCCGCCAAAAGAGUUGCCAUCAGCAAGUUCUGCACCGCAAACGUCAUUACCAGCGAUGCCUCCACCCCCAGUACCAUCACAGACGCCUAAAGUUGAGGCUGCCCUGACGAAUAUGGCCAUCCCAUCAAUUGCACCAUCGCCAGUUGCACCAUCAAUACAGAUGCCACCACCACCACCGCCACCAAGGCCAUUGCCGCAGAUGCCUCCACCCAGCACACAAACAAUUGUUCAAGAUUGCUUUGACGACUUCUUUCCAACAGCUUCACAACUUGCUGUAGAGCUUGAGGAGGAUUCUGAUUCAAACCGACAUGGAUUGGCUCAAGGGGAACAAAUGUCAGAACCACAGAGGAAUCAAAACACAAUGCCUCAAGGGGCUUUCGGCCCAAAACUGGACCUGAUGAUGUCGUCUCAGGAGGUGCUGGAUAUAGAGUCCCCGGCCAAGGCCAUGACGCAGUCAUCGUCGGGAGGAUCGGCAGUAAACCCUGCCUCACCACUCAUAGAGAUGGAUUUGGGUUCUAUAGAUUGGGAUGAUGACUUGGAUGAUUUUUGA
This is a messenger RNA of Colletotrichum godetiae, 1425 nucleotides long. RefSeq lists its product as uncharacterized. The record is from RefSeq and is a predicted model, not a curated record. NCBI's taxonomy places the organism in Eukaryota, Fungi, Ascomycota, Sordariomycetes, Glomerellales, Glomerellaceae. Bases 1 to 1425 code for a protein of 474 amino acids. The transcript is spliced from 4 exons.